UGAAAAAUGCUUCUGUUUUUAACGCAAUUUAACUGGUUUUCAAUGUUUUUCUGCGCGAAGAAAUUAGAUUAAACAUUUAUACUUAAAUACAUUAUAUUAUUUACUCAUGGCUCUUUCAUUUCAUCUUAACAGAGUUUUAAAAUGUACUAUCCACAGUGCAAGGAAGUUUAACUCAGUUUGUAUCAAUAUAGUAAACGUGUUAAAAAAUAGCCACACAGACAUUGAUGUACAGUUUCCAUAUAUAAAUCAACAAAAGUCAAAUAUUUUCACUUCUGCAACACUAUCAAAGAAACCUCAUACUACAAAAAACUGGAAAUAUUUAGCUAGAGAUGGCAAAAGACCAGAUAAGGCACCUUCUGAGGAAACUAUUUCUGUAGAAGAGGGCAGUGAUUCUGUUCGUCAUUUAGCUCUAAUGUCCAGGCUACAAAACUGCUCUUCUCUUUCUGAACAGAUUGAAAUUUUUAUUUCUGAAUUAAGUUUGACUUCUGAAGAUUUUGAAAAGCGAACAUCUUUUUGUAAAGAACUAGAAGAAAUAUUUGGAAUGUAUCUUCCAAAAUUCAAAGUCCAUCAGUUUGGUUCAAGUGUCAACGGAUUGGGCUUCAAAGGGUGUGAUUUAGAUGUAUGUCUUCAGACGAAUUUCGAGGAAGAGGUUGAAGAAAAUUAUGUUCACCUUCAAGAUGUGCCUUCAUUGGUCGAUGUGAAAAAUGGCAUUGUUCCACCAGAAACUGUUAUGCGUAUGACUCCAUAUUUCAUGUUGCGAUUUGUCAGAAGGAUAUUGUUUGCUCAUUGUCCAGAUAUUACAAAAGUACUAAUCAUUAAAGCUCGCUGCCCUAUUUUAAGGUUCUAUAGGUCUAAAUAUGACAUAUUCUGUGAUUUUUCUUUAGAAAGCAAAGUUUCUAUACGGAAUACAAUGUUACUGAGGUUAUUAGGCCAUUUGGAUGCAAGGUUCCCAAUUCUGACAAAAAUAAUUCGUUAUUGGGGGAAAUAUGGAGAUUUUGUUGGUGAUAUUGAUAGAUUCAACAGUUAUUCUUUCUCGCUGCUUGUUGUACAUUUUCUUCAGACAAGAAAUCCUCCAGUUUUACCACCUAUUAAUGAAGUAUAUUCAAAAUCAGAAUACCUUCAGCGAGUAUCUUUAGAUGAUGAUGAUUUGAUGUUUGAAGAUAUUAAGAAAUUUUCACCUUCAGUCAAUACUAAAACAGUAGAGGAGCUUCUUAGAGAAUUCUUUUUUCAUUAUUUAACUUAUGACUUCUCAAGAAUAAUGCAACCAUCUCUGAGUUCAUCUAUUCCUGUUGCUGAUUUUGUGCCAGAUAAAGAUUCUAAAGAUAAGUUUGAGGUUAAUACUGUGAAUAUCCAGGACCCAUUUCGACCAAAUUUCAAUGUCACAGCCACGCCUUCUUUUGAAAGCUGCCUAAGAUUUCGAAACAGCUUGUAUCUGGCCUGUGAAGCUUAUCAAAACAAUAGAUUCACUCCUUCAACAGAAAGUUGGGGUCUGCCUCUUCUCUUCAACAGACCAAUAUCUGAAACAAGAAUGCAAGAACGGUGGAAAAAGAACUUGUUUCAUACAAUGGAAAUUCCAUCAUCUCCUGAUGCUGCUGACAAAGUAAAAAAGAUCUUAGAACAUGCUUUAUUAUUUCAUUGUUCUCCAAGCUACAUUGACACAGAAGAAAGUUCGGAAUCAAAAGUAAUUUUGAAAUUACAGUGUAAAGUGUAUCAUAAUACAUGGACAGGCAGAGAUUGGUUAUUUGAAAAGUUAAAUAAUAAUAAUGAACUUCCUUUGGAAAUAGAACAUUUAAUUUCAAAGGAAUUGAUUAGCCAAUCAGAAAGAAGCAGACAAAUUUUGUGUGAAUUUACGUGUGAAUGUAAAGAAAACAGUAAUGGAACCGUGACUGUAGAAUUAAAUUUUAAAGAAUCAAAGGCACCAUUUUUAGUUAUAUUUUUAAAAGAAUAUAUUCCUAGCAUGAUUAAAAAGUUUUAAAAUAACU
Molecule: messenger RNA, 1982 nt
Organism: Argiope bruennichi
Lineage: Eukaryota; Metazoa; Arthropoda; Arachnida; Araneae; Araneidae
Product: poly(A) RNA polymerase, mitochondrial-like
Exons: 8
Coding region: 107-1975 (622 amino acids)
Biological process (GO): mitochondrial mRNA polyadenylation
Molecular function (GO): poly(A) RNA polymerase activity
Source: RefSeq, a predicted model, not a curated record